CGGCGCCUAGCUAACAAGAAGAAUUGAUGGUCUUGACUCCACUCAGAUGACCGUUUCGACACUGUUGAAUUGUGGGAGACGGCUGGUAGACAGGCUUGUAGGAGCCCCAUAUACGUCACCAAAGUCAUGGUCAGUCCGUGCCCUAUCGCGAUUCUUGAUUGUUGGAGUGACGGACGAGGACUUAUUGUAGGCCAUGGCCGCCGCAUUCCUUUAGCAGACUCUUCGAAUAUCGAAUAGAACAGCGCUUGUUUGCUGUCGUUUUUCUUGUUUCCUUUUGCAUAAACAUAACCUUCGUUUGUUUGUUAGGCAUUCUACAUUCUGCAUACCAUACAUGAUGGCUAUUAAUUCGCUACUACUAUCGGCUUCGUGCUUCACUAUUGCCCAUGCCGCCAUCUCCCUAACACCGGCCGCCAGUGCGCCUGCAGCAUCCGGCAUCUCUCAAGUCGUUGGACCAUCAUUCGCUGGCCUCGGAAUUGAGCCGUCCAAUCUGUUUUCCUUCACUGGCAGAGAUACACCUAAUCGACUUUCCAUCAAUCUCCUUCAACAUCUCACAAACUACUCGGGCGCACCACCACAUCUCAGACUCGGUGGAAAUACUGGUGAUCAGAUGGUCUGGGACGCGUCCCAUACUAGUUUCAAUAUCGGCAAAAACCCCAGCCCCGAGGAAAGUAACCCCACCCCUGCCGAUGGAAGCGUCUUCGGACCUGGAUACUUGGAAGCUCUCGAGCGAUUCCCCACCGGUAUGCCCAUCACUUUCCAGCUGAACAUGGCCUACGAUAUGGGCGAUCGUCUUGAGAAGAUCGACGAGACCGCAGCUGCCGUCAUUGAUGGUCUGAACAACACUUCCCUCUACUCUUUCGAGAUUGGCAACGAGCCAGACUUGUAUCUGCAGGCUUGGCAAAUCCAGAGAAACGGCACAUGGAAUGGUCAGAUGUACACGCAGCAGUGGUUAGAAAGAGCAGAGUCUGUGUGUAACAACGUCUUGAAGCCGCGAGGCAUGGACUGCGACUUCUUCGAAGCCGCCCAGACCGCCUCCACCAUCUCGACCACUUUCACCCUCAAGGACAUGGUCGAUGCUGGAAUCUCGGACGAAUACAACGGUACCACCUACCUCUCGUCAUGGAACCAACACGACUACUUCUACUUUGUCAGCGUCUCCACAUACGACAUCACUCUCAACAUCAUGAUGGACUUUGACAGAACAGAGGACCAGUUCAAGUACUGGGAGGGCGAGAUUGAGUACGCUCAUUCUACGGGUAUCACUUACAACCUCCGCGAGAUGGCAAACGUUGGUCCCACUGGUCUGCCUAAUGUCAGUGACACUUUCGGAGCUGCUCUCUGGUUCCUCAACUUCUACUGCUACGGUGCGACUCUCAAUAUUUCCUCCGUCGAAAUGCACAUGACCGACAACUCCUACGCCGCACCUUGGCAACCUGGCUUCAUGAACGGAGAGUCCGCAAAUGUCCGUCCCAGCUAUUACGCCAUGGCUGCUAUGGCCCAGCUCAUUGGUGCGGGUAAUGGUACUACCAGACUCGCUCCCUUGGCCACCCAGAACUCCUACGUCCGUUCAUAUGCCGCCUACGCUCAUGACGACUUCAAUGCUUUGGUCAUAAUCAACGCUCAGCAGGUUAACGCCUCUGCUACCGACAAGGGCAGCAUCGACUUUGCCAUUUCGCUACCGGACUUCAGCGGUCAGACCCUGUACCUGUCGUAUCUCAGUGCUGAGGGUGCUGAUACUCUCCACAAUGUCACCUGGAACGGUCUCAGCUUCGAAAGUGACAGCAUUGGUUCCGUCAGCCAGGCUCAAGAUCAAAGUGGCCAGACAGUAACCCUGGACAGCAAUGGCGCCGGAACUAUCACCGUUCGCGACUCCGAGGCCGUCAUCGCACAGCUUGGAGCUCGCCUCGGUUCCCGCGCCGUCGAGGUCUCCAACUCAUCCUCAUCUUCCUCCUCCUCCAGCUCUGGCCGCCACGGUUCGGGCUCCAGCAAAACCUCCAGCGCAAGCACUAGUAGCGCAGCACCCACAACCCUCAUGGCUGCCGUCCUCGUGGCUAUGGUGUGCAUCUUCAUGUCCUAGGAUAUUCCAUCUACACAAACUCCUUCCAACCUCAUAUCUGGACUCAACAACUUGAUGUCUUGCUUCUUCUUUCUUUCUCUUCCUCUGUACAUGAUACACAA
Messenger RNA from Aureobasidium subglaciale EXF-2481, 2178 nucleotides. Its product is annotated as glycoside hydrolase family 79 protein. Lineage: Eukaryota; Fungi; Ascomycota; Dothideomycetes; Dothideales; Saccotheciaceae. The transcript has 2 exons. The record is from RefSeq and is a predicted model, not a curated record. Bases 332 to 2077 code for a protein of 581 amino acids.